GCAGCAGCUGGAAGGGCAAGUUUGUCAGCGGGGCGGCUCCACCUCUUCUCCUCGGGUGCUGGGGGGCGUAAUUAGUGGCUAACUUGUGCGAGGAAGAGGAGGAGUCUCCUGUCUGCCUCCCGGGGGAAGGGAAGAAUCAGUGCGUGCCCGACUUGUUUGUGUAUGAGGGAGGGAGUCAAAGAGCGACUCGCCUCGCCCCGACCCCUGGCUUGGAUUGUGGUGUGUGGAGGCCUCCGCCCAAGCGAGGCUGAGGGGAGCCGCCCUGCCUCCCCGCCCGACUGGCUGGCUGAGUGACUCGCGCGCCCCUCCCUGACCCUCCCCUCUCUCCUUCCCUCCCGCCCUCUUAGUUACCCCGUCGGCCAAGGGAGCCUGGCAGAGCGAGCGGCGCCGGCGUCAUGUGACAGCGCUGCCUAGUGCCAAGAGCCUGCCUGAAGGGGGGGAAAGAGAAGACGGCGAGAAAGAAGCGCUCCCGACUGACGCACGGACGAACUGAGGUGGUGCUUCUGUGGAAAGGGCAGAGACGUACAGGCUCCGGUAGCAACCGCCACUCCAGAGACAGCCAUCCCCGCACACGCACCCCGUCGCCGCGCUUCCACCUCUUCCUGCCUUCUCGGGGACGCAAAGGAGGGGAGAGAAAAGCUCCUCGGUUUUCCCUAAGAAAAAUCAAGCAACCUUUUCCCACCACCACCAAAACAACAGCAAGCAAACAAACAGCGCCACAAAGUUUUCAGCGGCAACUUCUGCGUCCUGUCGCGGGCUGGUAGUGUCGCACUGACUGCCUCGCUUGACAAGUAAAAAAGUACAGAUUUCAAGAACAUAUUUGUGUAUGAAAGAGAAGCUAAUAUUUUGAGACCUGGACGACAACAUCAGUAGUGCUGACUAGGAAGAUGCUAAUGUUUGACCCUAUCCCUAUCAAACAAGAAGCAAUGGAACCAGUUCCAGUGAAUUUCUGCCAGACCUACAGAGAGAGCGUAGGAAAGAAGGAGCACAUUGGCAUGAUUUAAGGAAACAAGCUUACUCUAAGAUGUUCUAGGUCAUUCAACUCUAGUUACAUGGACCAAAUGAAGCCCAACAAAUACAGUGUCAUUUAUUCAACCCCAAAUAUGAUGCCCAGUAAAUUCUACCAAGUUCCAGAAGGGUUGUGUAAUGGAGUCCAAAUGGAGCCUGUUGACCUCACGGUGAAGCGGAGCUCUCCACCUUCAGCUGGAAGUUCUCCUUCUCCUCUGAAAUUCCAGACUAGGAGAGCCUCGCCUGGAUUAAAUCUGCCUUCACACAGCCCACCAAUGAAGAAGUUGACUCCACCUGGAAUGCAGCCUUUCACCAUGCCAUUAACUAUUCCUCCGGUAAUGGCAGCUCUUUCACGCCACGGACUUCGAAGCCCUGGGAUACUUCCAGUUAUACAGCCAGUUGUAGUACAGCCUGUUCCUUUUAUGUAUGCCCCUCACCUUCAGCAGCCUAUAAUGGUGUCCACAGUCCUUUCAGAAGAGUUGGAAAAUCCAAGUAGCAUGCCAGUGUCUGUUAUUGAAUCUUACGAGAAGCAAGCACUAAAGAAAUCGAUUAAGGUAGAACCAGGCAUGGAGUCUCCUGGGAAUGACUACUAUCCAGAACAAAUGUCCCCUCCAUUGAUGACUUCAUUGUCGCCUCCUCAAGCGAUGCUUCAAGAGAAUCACCCUUCAGUUAUAGUUCAGCCUGGAAAGAGGCCUUUACCCGUGGAAUCUCCUGACACACAAAGGAAGCGAAGGAUACACCGGUGUGAUUACGAAGGCUGCAACAAGGUUUACACUAAAAGCUCACAUCUAAAAGCUCACAGAAGAACACAUACAGGUGAAAAGCCUUACAAAUGUACUUGGGAAGGUUGCACAUGGAAGUUUGCUCGAUCUGAUGAACUGACACGGCAUUUCCGGAAGCACACUGGAGUCAAACCAUUCCAGUGCCCAGACUGCGAUCGUAGCUUUUCACGCUCUGACCAUCUUGCCCUUCAUAGGAAACGCCACAUGCUAGUCUGAAUCUCUCUUCAUUCAGCUCUCUUCAUAUUUCCUUUCAUUUUUAACCUGUGCAUUUUAAGUUAGAUUCAGCUGGCCUGAAUCUCUGGAUUUAUAGCCUUGAAACCUUCCCUGUGGUCAGUAAGAGAUGUUUGCUUGACCCUUCUUUGCUCUUGCCACGGGUCAGACCUAAAGAAUGUGAACACUUUUUUUUCCUGGGGAUGCUAAGCAAACCCUGCUUGCCAGCAAAUAAAUUUUUGUGAGACUAAGAGAUCUUGUAAUCAAGCUGGUUAGUUUUGCCAUUUAAUUAGCCAGCAUGUGUUGAUCAUAGUCACUGUUGUUGGAAAUCCAGCCUGCUAGUCCUUGCCAGAGACUCUGUACCCUGUAAAGGAUGCACGUCUCCUUUUUAUGCUCAGCAAUGCAAUGAAUGGAUCCUUUCCAACAUGGUUGGUUCUAGAAGCAUGUUCCACAAGACACUUUUUGGAUGUGUAAAAAAAAUCCUCAACCUGGGAGUGAAUGAAAAAUUCUUUGCUGAUGAGUGGCUGUUUAUGAGAAGAAAUGUUGUCAAUGCAUAAUGUUGUACAUCCUGACCGACAUUGCCUCUCUUUUUGUCUGUCGUUGUGUAGAAUGCUAGCUUGUGUUUGCCCAGAUAUAGUGCCUCAGUAGAUUUAUUAAGCAAACACUUUCAUGUGAUGUAGUUAUCUGUGUUUUGUGUCCAACUGUAUGAAUGGAACACACAUGGUACUCCUAUGAUGUGGCAUUCAAUGAUACAUGUAAUAAUCUACCUCACUGAGGAGGUGUGGUAGGUAUAUUCUUUUCUCGUCACUCCUCUGCAUUUCCUGUUGUCUAGAAGGCCCCUGUCCUUUGUCUGGCACAAUUUAGAAACAGCAACCAUUUCAGCAAAAUGAACCGGGACUGCUCACUGUUAAAAAUGAAUUUCAUCGACAACACUACCGUAUUAAGAUAAUUGAGGAAGACAACAUCUUAAUUGAAGCACUUUUGUAGAGCUCAAAAUUUGUCAAAGAAUAUCACAAAUAGAGAAGGUACACUUUGAUCUCCCUCUCAUUGCCAAGUUCAACAGGAGAACUUCAUGAAGUCCCUCAAGUAUUUUGUAAUAAAAGCUACGGUCAUACUUGGAGUGAUACAAUACUCAAAGAAAGGCAAUACUUUCAAAAUCCAGCAUGGUUGAUGGAUAUGAUAUGGAUUCAAUAUCCUCUAAAUGGAAUGAUUUGAAGGAAAGAUGAUUUACUCUGUUCACCAGUGUGCUUUACUUUGCAGUCUGUGGGCUUUUGUUAGAAUCAUGGGACUUCCAACUUUUGUAUUUUUUAAAACAGAAGUGUAAAGAAAAGGGAGGCCAGCAACAAUAGUGGGAAUGAACAUCAGAGGAAAGGAACUUGGAAUGUGCUAGGAAACACUAUAUCAAAAUCAACUGAUGUAAUCAAAUGCAUUUUGGGUAAACCACCCUUCAGGGGUAACUUGGCUUAUUCAAGACUGUCAAAGUUGUAGUGCACUUAAAUUGUUCCAUAAACUCUGUUGGGCUUCAGUAGUUCAUUUCUAUAAACUAUUUUCUAGCA
Rhineura floridana is the source of this 3556-nucleotide messenger RNA. RefSeq names its product KLF transcription factor 3 (gene KLF3). Gene Ontology annotation, biological process: regulation of transcription by RNA polymerase II. The transcript has 8 exons. Gene Ontology annotation, molecular function: RNA polymerase II cis-regulatory region sequence-specific DNA binding; DNA-binding transcription factor activity, RNA polymerase II-specific. The record is from RefSeq and is a predicted model, not a curated record. The coding region runs from base 1053 to 2006 and encodes 317 amino acids. Lineage: Eukaryota; Metazoa; Chordata; Lepidosauria; Squamata; Rhineuridae.